GACAAUGUCAACGUGAUCGUCGUGAACUGGCGAGAAGGUGCCAAGCCUCCUGUGUACUUUCAGAGCGUCGCCAACACCAGAGUUGUGGGUACUCUUUUGGCCAAGCUUAUAAAGAGGCUGCAAACAGUGACGGGGGCCUCGUUUCAGAGCUUUCAUCUGAUUGGACACAGCCUAGGAGCGCACGUUGCUGGUUAUGCUGGGAUGACGAUUGAUAAAAUUGGUAGAAUCACAGGAAUGGAUCCAGCAGGUCCUAAUUUCAACGACUACGGAAACCAGGUUAUCUUGGAUGCAAGUGAUGCCAGCUUUGUAGACAUCAUACACACCAAUGCUAAACCUCUGCGCAACUUUGGGUAUGGGAUACGGAGGACUAUCGGUCACGUGGACUUUUUCCCUAAUGGCGGUGUUAAUCAACCCGGGUGCCCGGACACCACCAGGGGCAUCCUGCUCCUCCUCAACGGCAACACUGCAGAGGCAGUGACGACAUUGGCUUGUAGUCAUGAACGAGGAUUUGUUUAUUUCAUCGCAUCUAUAAACGGGACUAGUUUUGAGGCGUACCCUUGCGCCAGUAGGUCAGCCUAUGAGCGAGGUCUCUGCACAACGUGUGACAGCGGAUGUGCAUACAUGGGUUACCAUGCCGACGUAACCAACCCCAGGGGCACAUUCUACCUGUCAACAGGAUCCGACUGGAUACAAUAUCCUCAAAACACCUCAAUGGGCGUCCUUGCAGCCAUCGUUUGAACUCCCCGAUACUCUUUCAUUAAUUACUGUAUAUUUAGAAUUUCUAGAAUAAAGUUAAUAUUUUCCAGAAA
Haliotis rubra (blacklip abalone) is the source of this 809-nucleotide messenger RNA. Its product is annotated as pancreatic lipase-related protein 2-like. The record is from RefSeq and is a predicted model, not a curated record. Gene Ontology annotation, biological process: lipid metabolic process. The annotation marks the transcript as partial. The transcript is spliced from 5 exons. Gene Ontology annotation, molecular function: lipase activity. Lineage: Eukaryota; Metazoa; Mollusca; Gastropoda; Lepetellida; Haliotidae.